UUAGACGUGUACUGUGUUCACUGCACACUGAGUAAAUAUUCUUCACUUCAAUUCAAACACAAGCACCAAAAUCCGCUCAAAGUACAAAUUCACAAACACACACAACAGCAGCAGACGGAGAGAUAUUAUUCCUCAGACAGGAGGUCCAGUCUGUCAUCAUGAGGGUUUCUACAUCAGAGAGCAGCUCUGUUUCCAUGACGAACGAAUAUACUGACGAAUAUGACAAUCAAGAUACCAGUGACGACACACAGUUCUGGCGGAAAGAGUCUCUUCACAGGUUUGCUGUAGUUCCCUCUAUUGGUCGCUCGCGGUGGAGUUUGUGUGCUGUGAUCAGUGUCACUACAGUAAUCCUGAUGAUACUCAUAAUUACUGUAUCUGUCAGCCAUGUAAAGUUCGAGAGAAAGUUCUCAGCUACAGAGAUGACUGUGAAGAAUUUGAAUCAAACUCUACAGAGCAUCAUAUUCAGAUCACACAACCUGGAGGAAAAUGGGCAUAAAUUGAAGUCAGACAUCAGUAAUCUGGAGUUUGACCUUGAAACAGUGCAAACAAAAAUGGAUGACAUGUCAGAUUCAACACAGAUUCUCAGUGACAAAAUCUCAGAACUCAAAUGCCUCAUCAACAAGAUCAGCAGCAAAAACAACACAGAGGAUCAGUGCUGUCCUGUAGGCUGGUUUCUCUUCUCCUCACACUGUUAUUUCUUCUCUAAAAAUGGGAUGUCGUGGAACUCAGCGAGAGACGAGUGUGAAAAUAAAAAAUCACAGUUACUCAUUGUGAAAAACAGGCAGGAGAAGGAGUUUGUGGUGAGUAAGACGAGUCCUCUUUAUUUCUGGUUGGGUUUGACUGACGGUCGCACCGGUGAGUGGGAGUGGCUCGAUGGAACGCCAUACGUGAUGGUGAAUAGAGAGUGGAUGCCCGGUCAACCUGAUAACUGGGAGGCUCAUGGUUUGGGUGGAGGUGAAGACUGCGCUCAUUUCCAUCGUGACGGUCGUUAUAACGAUGAUCACUGCUCGCGCCACUACCGCUUUGUCUGCAAAGCACAAGCAACAUCCAUUUGACCAGCUGAUAAUAAACACACUUCAUCACGAA
Molecule: messenger RNA, 1086 nt
Organism: Myxocyprinus asiaticus (Chinese sucker)
Lineage: Eukaryota; Metazoa; Chordata; Actinopteri; Cypriniformes; Catostomidae
Gene: asgr1a
Product: asialoglycoprotein receptor 1a
Exons: 9
Coding region: 159-1055 (298 amino acids)
Source: RefSeq, a predicted model, not a curated record